GAGGACGGGCAUGUUAUGCAGCGUGAGAUUGCUCUUGAUCUAGGAGGUUUUUUCAAAAGUGAAAUAUGUACAUAGUUUGAUGGUCGCAACGCACUGCAGCAUUGCGGUAGUGCAACAUCAUGAUUCCCAAGGUCCAAUGCACGCCCAAUGAGCAACCUAUCCUGGAAGAAACCGAUCAAAGAUAUCGGUACCCACGGAUGUCACGACCGGUUGUUAAGCAUGUUUGAAGUCGGCAACUUUUGCUUAGAAAAUACAUCCAUGUCCGACUGCUGCGAUAUCAUCCUCAGCCUUGUAACCUGUUGCUGUAUCUGCAGCAAUAUCUGCGGCGACGACCCUGUUGCAUGCUCGUAUUGUUGUUGUAAGGAGAAGCAGGACAAUGAUCUUGAAAUGGUAUUCCCUGAGGUUGUGCAAAGUCAGCCUCGGAGGAGGGACCCUAUGAUUGCUAAUGAUGUAACCCCGGAGGUCGCACCGGAUCAGUGGAGAGGGUCAAGAUGACAGAGUAAUAUGCUGCAUAGACGCUCAAUGGACAUAUUGGUUGUCUAUAAGGCCAUAGAUUGGAGAGGGCAGUCGCAAUAUGGUUGACGGAACAAUAAA
Suillus subaureus is the source of this 594-nucleotide messenger RNA. RefSeq lists its product as uncharacterized. The record is from RefSeq and is a predicted model, not a curated record. Lineage: Eukaryota; Fungi; Basidiomycota; Agaricomycetes; Boletales; Suillaceae. Bases 148 to 495 code for a protein of 115 amino acids. The transcript is spliced from 3 exons.